UGAGACGGACAUGACGGGAUGCUGGCUCGGCGUCAUGGCCCUACUGGUCAGUCUCGCGUCAGACGCCGGCUCCCAGCGUCCCACAGGCCUCAACAAGCGUCACGACGUCUACAUCGCCGGUUUCUUCCCGUUCGCCCGCCACAUCCCUGAGAGCAGUGUAGGCCGUGGGGUUAUGCCUGCUGUAAAGCUCGCUGUGGACCACAUCAACGAGAGUCCUCAAGUCCUGCGAAACUACCGUCUGCACAUGUGGUGGAACGACACUCAGUGUAAUGCUGCUGUGGGGGUAAAAGCCUUCUUUGACAUGAUGCACGAUGGUCCUCACAAAGUGAUGUUGUUUGGCGCCGCCUGUACUCAAGUGACCGACCCCAUCGCCAAGGCCUCCAAACACUGGCAUCUCACACAGCUGUCGUACGCUGACACACAUCCGAUGUUCACUAGCCAUAACUUCCCUAACUUUUUCCGUGUGGUGCCUAGCGAAAACGCCUUCAACCUUCCAAGAUUAAAACUCGCCCAGCAUUUCAAUUGGAACAGAGUGGGCACCAUCUAUCAAAACGAGCCCCGCUACUCAUUGGCUCACAAUCGCCUAGUUGCGGACUUGGACUCGAUGAACUUCACGAUAGCGGAAACACAAAGUUUUGCCAACGAAGUUGCCUCCGCUAUCCUGAAGUUACAGGAGAAGGAUAUUCGUAUUAUACUCGGGAACUUCAACGAGAGCUGGGCGAGAGCGAUCUUCUGCGAGGCUUACAGAGUGGGGAUGGUUGGUCGGAAGUACCAGUGGUUGAUCAUGGGCACCUACAGUGAACGGUGGUGGCUGGACGAGACAGCUCCUUGCCCGCUGGACCAGCUACAGGCGGCGCUGGAGGGCUGUAUACUCACCGAUCUGCUACCCCUAGCUACCAGUGGCGAGAUCACCAUCUCAGGCAUUACCGCAGACGAAUAUCGGCAAGAGUACGACUCUCGGAGAGGCCAGGAGUACUCGAGGUUCCAUGGGUACACGUACGACGGAAUCUGGGCGACCGCCUUGGCCAUCCAGCAUGUGGCGCACAGGAUACGUCACGUGAGGAAGAACACAACUGUCAUAGACUUCCAGUACCGGGACCCGGUGUGGGAACAGCUGUUUCUGGAGGCUCUGCGGAACACCAGCUUUGAAGGAGUCACAGGACCUGUAAGGUUUUACGACAACGAGAGAAAAGCCAACAUCAUGCUGAAACAGUAUCAAAACGGGGAGGAGGUGAAGAUAGGAGAGUUCAACGGCGUGACUCAACAACUUGACCUGAGUAAAGGCCAGGGUAUCUGGUGGCGGGAUGGGAGAGGACCUCCUAAAGACAGGACUCUACAACAGUUCGAGCACUCACAUGUUAACUUGGCCAUCUACGCUUCUCUGGCAGCUACUGCGUCCUGUGGUAUCAUCAUGGCAGCGGUAUUCCUCGCCAUCAACAUCAAGUAUCGCAACCAGAGGUACAUCAAGAUGUCGUCACCGCACCUGAACAACCUCAUCAUCGUUGGAUGCAUGCUGACGUACAGCAGUGUUAUCUUCCUUGGUAUGGACUCCCGCCUGACCAGUGAGCACGCCUUCCCUUACAUCUGUACUGCACGCGCCUGGCUGCUUAUGGCGGGCUUCUCCCUGGCCUUUGGUGCCAUGUUCUCCAAAACGUGGCGGGUACACUCGAUAUUCACCGAUGUCAAGCUGAACAAAAAGGUGAUCAAGGACUAUCAGCUGUUUAUGGUUGUUGGUGUGCUACUUGUCAUAGACAUGGGUAUCAUGACCACGUGGCAAGUCACAGAUCCUUUCUACCGGGACACCAAGCAGAUGGAACCUUACUCGCACCCGAACAGUGAAGACAUCAUUAUAAUUCCGGAGAAUGAAUACUGCCAAAGCAAUCGCAUGACAAUCUUCGUCGGUUCAAUUUACGCUUAUAAGGGGCUGCUCAUGAUAUUCGGCGCGUUCCUGGCAUGGGAGACGCGGCAUGUCAGCAUACCCGCGCUCAACGACUCCAAGUACGUCGGCAUGAGCGUCUACAACGUUGUCCUCAUGUGUGUCAUGGGCGCCGCCAUCUCCUUCGUGCUUUCCGACCAGCAAGACGCUUCCUUCGUCAUGGUCUCCAUCUUCAUCAUCUUCUGCACCACCACCACCCUCUGCCUUGUUUUUGUGCCAAAGUUGGUAGAAUUAAAAAGAAACCCUCAGGGUGCUAUCGACAAACGUAUCAGGGCCACCCUCAAACCGAUGGGGACCAAAAGAAGAGACUCCUCGGAACUGGAAGAGAGACUGAGAGAUGCAAAGAAUCAAAAUCAAAGAUGUAGAAAGAUCUUGUUGGAACGGGAAGCUGAACUUCAAGCUCUCCUGAGACGAAUGGGUUCAGACGAGACUAGAUUAGCGCCUCCACAGCAGGACGUAGGCCAGCUUAGGCGAGAUGAUGAGCACCUGACCCAGCCCAACAACACGCGGCUGACUGUAUCAGCACCCUCACACACUGAGACUACUGACGUCAGCUCGUUGUGCUCUCUCAACUCUUCCCAGGACGGCGAGUAUGUCAACCUGAUUGACGCUCCUGUGCAGAAAAAAAAGACCACCUUCGGAAGUAAGAUCCCAGCAAUAGCGUUGGAUGACUCAGUACCAGUGUCUCCUGGUCUAGCAGUGAUAUCGGAGAGCAGUUCACUGAGAGAGCGGUUACCAUCACCGCCACCUAACAAGGCAGUUUCCUGGGAGGAGAAACCACCAACGCCACCCUCCUCAGCCACCAUGGCGCUACGGCGACGCUCUAGUGCCACUCGGCCGCCCACGCUGCUGCACACGCCACCCGCGCCGCGACGCACCAGCGUGCCCGGCCGCCGCACACACCCCACGUUUGUGCACCAGGACGAGUUGUGGCUGACGCAGCGCCACUGCCGCCCCAGAUGUUUGCUCAAUAACGCAUCGCCGCCUGAAGUAUCGGACGAGGACGUCUCAGUGAUCCAGAGAACGGCCUCCGAGCGCAACCGUGACCGUGACAAGUGCUGUCACAGACCUCUGAAGAAGCCUACUCCGGCGCAUGUGCAGAGCACCCCUAACGUUCUAGCCGGGGCUGUGUCAGAAGGUGAACUACUUGACCUUGCGAUUCUACCAAUCUUUCAAAAACUGCUCACAGAGAGGCGUGGAGCCGCGAUCGCGUCUUGCCCGAACAUUGCUAUUAAGUGUGAUAUAGUAGAGUACCUUUAACAGUGUCCAGUGGCGUUGGGAACUUUACUUUUCAAUUGGGUAGUGAGUGUAGUACCGACUCGGUGGAACUUGUGUUACAAUAAUUGGAGAUGUGCGUGCGGAAAAUGGUCUGUUUUGAAAUUGGUUGUAUUGGAAUAUUAGUGUUGUGGUAAAAAAGGAAAAAUUAUCACCAAUAAGGUUUGGGACUAAAUUUGUAUCCUGAGUUGGAUAUUUAUCGACCUUGAAUAAAAUAGCUACUCUAAAUCAAUAAAACAAAAGCUAGAGAGAAUUUGUUUUGGUGAUUGGUUGUGCCUAGUGAUUAUGAGUCUAAAUUGGUAUCUUAAGUUGGAAAUUUGAAUAACCUCGGAAUGAAAAACAUCUUAAAAUAACCUAAUACCCUAAAAAAGUCAAACAAAAAUUUCGAGAAACUAUUGCAUGCCAACGUAAGCAGAUUUCUGAAUAGAAAUACAGUAUUAAUGCUAAGUUAAAAUUACAUUGCAUUAAUUUAGUUUUAUUUAUAUAAAUUAUACUAACGAAAACCACUGUAUAGAACUACAACCCUUUAGGCAAAACCAUUACUAUAAAUUUUCUGCAAACCCCUCUAUUAAAAAAAUUUGCUAAAUACUUAAUUACGUGGGUGUUUAUUUAUUAGAAUACAAUUUAAAAUCAAUUUCGAAGCAGCCCAUUAUCUACAUCAUGCACAUGACAAUGUAGUUCAAAUGUUGAAAAUUUGUAUAAAAUAUUUUUACAAGUGAAUGGGACUUGUGCGGUAUGAGUGAGUUGUCUCUUUUAUUCUGUCUGUAGUCUCUGUAUGUGGUUAUCGAUAUAAUUUGAAUUAUAUGAAUGCAAGUCGUUGGAUGAACAUCUCUGUUAAAUUUAGUAAUUUCAUAGUAUUUUACAAAAGAUGUUAUAAUAUGUGUGAUCCGGUCUCUUCACCUUUAUCGGUUAACCUUAAAUCUCUGAUUUGAAUCCUGCUGUACCUACCAGCCCGGAGUGCUUCAGGAUGAUUUACAAAUUGGUUGUACUCUUUAAUCACUUACUUAAAUUGCAAUUUUUAUUAUGUCAUGUAUGUAAAUAGCUAUAAGCUUCCCUUUUUGACAUUGAAUAAUUCUUGAUAAUUGUGAUUUUGAAAAAAGUUGUACCAGCCUUAUUGUUUAUAACUUUGAUGAGUUCAAUACUCUUUUGAAACAUUCUAAAUCGUAAAUAAAAAAGUCAAAUAAUAGUUUUUUUUUUUUUUUUAUUUAAGAAGCUGUUUUCAGAUUUACUUUUAAUUCAUUCUAAGAACAACUCUUUAAAAAUUUUCCGAACCGUAUAAAUAAAAAUAAAUAAGUUAGACAUGUAUUAAGCAAUGGACUUAAAGUGUGUUACGUAGUCAUAAAAACACUUGAGUUGUGUACCUGAUAGAAAUAUAAUUCGCUAUUUAUUGUGUUACAUACUUUAUUGAAUUUAUAGCCAAUGCUGGUUGUGUUAAGAGUGACUGAAUCUGUGGUUGACUAUUGGUCGUAUAGAUUCGUUAUGUUAAUUGUACAUCUACUGUAAAUAUUUAGAAAUCGGAUACUUCAUUAGUUAUUCUUGAUGUUAUUUUAUAUGUUUGAGUCUACAAAUAUUUUAUUAAAUGAGCAAUAUCAAAUUAAAAUCGGUUCUACCUGUACGUCUUGUGUCAUAAAACAACGAAAACUAAAAGAAAUCUAAGUAUAUGGAUUAUUAUUGUUAUUACUAUUUAUAAUUUUCGUUAGAUCAAAAUUAGUUUGACACCAUCAGUAUUUGGCCUUUAACCCUCUAAACAUACAAGAAUAUACAGACAAAUAGGAUGCUAUAUUCUAAAUUACUGUUGUCGCUUAGGAAUUUAAUCUGUGUGUAGAAACUGGGAAAGCUUCAAACUACUGUUCUUAGUUUUGAAGAACUUCUUGAUAUUAAACCUAUGUUAUUUAAAUUUGAUAUUUAUUAUGACACCCUAUUAUUGUUUCACUACCGGAAACAUGAUUGUUGAUAUCAAAGAUGAAAUGUAUAUUUGUUCUCAUCCUUUAGUGAUAAGCAAUUUUCUUAGACAAAUAAAAACGGUCUCUUUUUGACCAAGC
Macrosteles quadrilineatus (aster leafhopper) is the source of this 5253-nucleotide messenger RNA. Its product is annotated as gamma-aminobutyric acid type B receptor subunit 2-like. The transcript has 16 exons. Gene Ontology annotation, cellular component: G protein-coupled receptor heterodimeric complex; membrane. Bases 11 to 3196 code for a protein of 1061 amino acids. The record is from RefSeq and is a predicted model, not a curated record. Gene Ontology annotation, biological process: G protein-coupled receptor signaling pathway; gamma-aminobutyric acid signaling pathway. Lineage: Eukaryota; Metazoa; Arthropoda; Insecta; Hemiptera; Cicadellidae. Gene Ontology annotation, molecular function: G protein-coupled GABA receptor activity.